Mucor velutinosus is the source of this 744-nucleotide messenger RNA. RefSeq lists its product as uncharacterized. Lineage: Eukaryota; Fungi; Mucoromycota; Mucoromycetes; Mucorales; Mucoraceae. Gene Ontology annotation, biological process: proteasomal protein catabolic process; ubiquitin-dependent protein catabolic process. The transcript is spliced from 5 exons. Gene Ontology annotation, cellular component: proteasome core complex; proteasome core complex, alpha-subunit complex. The coding region runs from base 1 to 744 and encodes 247 amino acids. The record is from RefSeq and is a predicted model, not a curated record.
AUGGCUGAUCGUUACAGUUUCUCACUUACUACCUUCUCUCCUUCGGGAAAACUUGUCCAGAUUGAAUAUGCCUUGAAUGCUGUCUCUCAGGGUGUUACAUCUGUCGGUAUCAAAGCUACCAAUGGCAUCGUUAUUGCAACAGAAAAGAAAUCAGCCUCCAGCCUUGUCGAUGAUUCCACACUUGAGAAGGUGGCUACUAUUUGUGCCAACAUUGGUAUGAUCUACUCUGGUAUGGGACCUGAUUUCCGUGUGUUGGUUAGUAAGGCACGUAAAGCAGCACAAGCCUAUAAAAGAGUGUACAUGGAAGAGCCUCCAGUACGUAUCCUCGUUCAAGAAGUAGCCAGUGUCAUGCAAGAAUAUACUCAAAGCGGUGGUGUCCGUCCCUUUGGCGUAUCCCUUUUAAUUGCAGGCUAUGACGAAGUGAAUGGACCCUCUCUCUAUCAAGUUGAUCCUUCUGGUUCCUAUUGGGCUUGGAAGGCCAGUGCUAUUGGUAAAAACAUGAUCAAUGCAAAGACCUUUUUGGAAAAGAGAUACAAUGAAGAGAUGGAAUUGGAAGACGCAGUACAUACAGCAAUUUUAACCCUCAAGGAAGGUUUCGAGGGACAAAUGACAGAGAAUAGCUUAGAGAUUGGUAUUAUUGGAAAGAGCACUGUUGGUGUUUAUGGUGGCGAAAGAAAGGAGAUUCCAUUAUUUAGAAAAUUGAGCUUGAGUGAAGUCAAAGACUAUUUGGCCAACAUUGCUUAA